AGAAAGAAGAAGCGAGUGACACGUGUCAAAGAAAAUUAAGGUUAAAAGUAGAAAAACAUAAAAAGUUAAAUAAUGUAAAAGUCCAUCAUUUCGUUCAAAAUAUUAGAAAAAAUUAUUUGUAAACCGGCAACUAGCCACAUAUAUCAAUUAUUAAUAUGUCCAAUUUAGAACUAGAACCAGGGGCGGCGCCCGAAAGUGUCUUAAUGACCACAGAUAUUUUAGAUAAUCUUGAUCAAAUGAGCUCUAGUCUUGAGGAGAUAAAAAGUAUCAGUUAUGUCACUCAAGAAGAAUGUAAUGAGAUCUCAAAUAACGAAAAUUUUGAUUAUAGUAAUAAUGAUAAUGAAGUUCCACCAACUGAGGACGACUUCCACUUGAAUAAAGAAUGGACCAGUAAGCUGAAACAUGUAUUUAUUCUAAGUAUGGCAGGAAAACCAAUUUACUCUAGGUAUGGUAAUGAAGAUAAAUUGGCGUGGCUUUUUGGAGUUAUGCAAACUUUAGUUAGUUUUAUUCAAUCCUCAGAUGAUUGCAUUCAGAGUAUGCAUGCAGGAGAUACACAUUUUGUUUUUUUAGUUAAAAAACCAUUAAUAUUAGUUGCAGUGUCUAAAACAAAAGAAAGUGAUAGUCAACUAAGAUAUCAAUUGAAUUACGCUUUUAAUCAAAUUACAAGUAUUUUAACUCUAGCAAGGCUGAACAAAAUUUAUGAACAAAGGCAAAACUAUGAUCUUAGAAGACUACUUGCAGGUGUCGAAAGACUUAUAGAUCACCUUCUAACUUUCUCAGAAAAUGAAUCUUCUGUUAUGUUGGGAGCUGUUCAAUGCCUACCUCUCAGCGCAUCUAUUAGAGAUACUAUUAGUUCAGCUAUUGUAGGAGCCUGUAGUAAAAUAAAGAAUUUGGUGUUUGCUAUACUAUUAGCCAAUAAUAAGCUCAUCACACUGGUUCGUAUGAAGAAAUAUUGCCUCCAUCCUGCUGACUUACAUCUGAUCUUCAAUUUAGUUCAAGCUUCUGAGAGCCUUAAAAAUUCGGAAAGUUGGACUCCACUCUGUCUGCCGAAGUUCGACGCUAGCGGAUUUCUCUAUGGUCAUGUUUCUUAUUUAUCUGAGGACUGUCAAGCUUGUUUGCUGCUUCUAACAGUUGAAAAAGAUGUAUUUUUCACUCUCAGUGAAGCUAAACAAAAGAUAGUGGAAAAACUGAGACGGAGCAAUUGCUUAGAAGCUAUUAAUGAAUCAUUAGCAGCACCACUAGGGAGUUGUGCGAGUGCUGGGUUCACUGAAAUACGUCAUUAUUUAUAUAAAUGUAAAUCUACUGCCCAAUUUUACCAACCAAACAUAAGUCCUCCUUACACUCAAACUAAAUCUCAUUUAACAGAAAUUUAUAAAAGGACACAUCAUAGGUUACACAGUACUUCUAAACCCCUUAAACUCUUAUUUGAGAGAAAUUCAAAUGAAGCUAUUCUUGCAUGGGAUACUAAGGGUUUCGAACUAUUUGUUGUUUUUGAACCACUUGUAGAUACUUCUACUGCCAUUGUUUUGGUAGGUAGACUUCUAAAUUGGAUUAAGAAAAGAGAAGAAAAGUUUUUCCAUUUAAAUGCACCUACAUUUUAAAAACAAAAAAACACAAGGUUUGUCACUAGUAGUUUUAGUCAAAUUCUUAUUAUCUAUGGCAUUGAAGAUAUCUUUAUAAAAUCAAACUGUAGUAUAAUUCACAGAAAACGUUAAAAUAUUGAAUGAACUUUGGAAUAAUUAGCGAAAAGCUGGUGUAUGAGUUGCUCAAGCAAAUUUGGAAGUAAAAGCAGACUGUAUUUGAAUUUGAUUAAAAAAAUUCGAGCUUUUAACAAUUCUAUUGACUUGAUUUAUGAUAAUGUCUUCUGACUAUAUCCAACAAAAUGUUAUGGUUGUAACGAAUCUCAUCAGUACUGGCACUGUAACAUGUGUUGUUGAUUUUUGUUUAGCAGGAGGCAGGCGGGAGAUCCAUCGUUCUCUUUUGGAUGAAUAGAUUACAAUGUUGUCAAAAGCGUGAUACAGAAGAAUUUAAAAUUAAUAUAUAAAUCGUGCAGCCAGAUUUUUAAUAAAUAUUUCUUCUGACCCCAUUGUCUCAUUAAAAAUGUCACUCAGAUUAGAUAAAAGCUUACAAAACACGCUAUUUGCAAAUAUCUUGUUAACGGUUACAUUUCUUAAAAUAUCAUAGCUACCAAAUUUCUAACUGAGAAAAUUGCAUGAAAAUGUAAACAUUCUUUUAUAUUACACUCAUAACCUACAAUCAGACAAUUCAACGUAUAAUCAAGGUGUCCAGAAACUGAUCCAACAAAUGCAAAUUAUAGAUAUUUAUACCCAUCUAACCUAUUUUAUCUCUAUACAAAAGUUUCUCCUAAAGGAGCUACUACUUUUUGAAGCAUAUUUGAAAAAAUACCACCUACAAUGUUCAAGUUUGGUAUAUUGUACAGUGAUGAAUUGAGGAUUAUACACCCACGUUGUUGCUCCUCCCAACUUCAACUCUUGUGACAGUAGUAAAAUCAGGUUUAUACAAUGUACCAAAUUUUUUUUAAUCAAUUUUCAAGAUAUUCUUCAAGAAAUGAUUUAACAGCGACAUAUCCAAAGGGCUCUAACUCUCUUAGAUGGAAUUUUUGGAUAAAUAAAAAUAGAUAAAAUUACGUCAAGUAAUUUUAGUAUAUGUUGGACAGGAACUCUGUUUAUUACACUCUAGGGCACAAUUUUGAGUAUAAUAUAUUAAAAAAACCAAUAUCAGGAUUAAGUGAUAUUGUGAUCGGAUGUGCUCACUUAAUAUUUUUAUUUAAUUUUCGUAAAUUCAAAACAACGCAGAAAUGAAAACUAUUAGUUUCGCGUCUUAAAAGUAAUACUUGUUUUUUUAUGCAAUUUUCUAAGCUAAAAUGUUUGUUACCAUCAUUUCUUUAAUAUAAGCUAACGGGAGAUUUGCAAUAAACCGUUGGGGCUAGGAUUUUUAGGAAACACCAAUAAAGGUUCAUGCAAAACUUUCACCUAAUUUUUCCAAAGUAGAAUGUCUUCUCUAUAUCUGUACUGGUACCCAUGCAUAUAGCACUCCAAAUUGUAUAUCUUAUCAUACAUUAUAAAUACUCAAGAUCUCUAAUAUUUAUUAUGUAGUGAACAUGAAUAUUUAAGCUUAUUAAACUUUCCAAUCCUUUCUUGAGAAUUUUUAACAAUAAGGGAAAAUGAAUAACUAAUGAAAUUUGUGCAAUAGUUAACUCUUAACAUACAAUGAAGAUAAUAGUAUUACUUAUUUAUGUAUUGUAAUAAUCAUGUAUCAACAAUAACAAAUGAAUUCAUUGGUAUUCAAGAAAAAUCAAUUUUGGUAUUAAAAUUUUUAUUGAUUAGAUGCUAGAAAAAUCUUUCAAAAUAUAAAUAGCUAUAUAAUUAUUUGAAAAAAAGUGUAUUUAUAAACAAUGUAAAUAUUUGAAAGUUUUUUCAAUUGUAUAUAUCUAUAAAUAGUUAUGUAAAGAAUAUAUAAUAUAAUGAAACUUUAUUAAAGGCAAAAUCUUGACAAUUGAAAUUAAAAAACCAACCGUGUACCCCUUUGUCAUUGAAGCUUCUGCAGCCUAUUAAAAUAUAUUGUCAAUAUUUCUAGAACCAAAUUCAUAAUACGCAAAGAAUGGCGUUUUAAAAUUAACAUUUAUUAUAAAUAUCAAGCAGAUUGCAAAUAGAUAUACAAAAUUGUUAAAAAUAUUUUGUUUCUGUUUGCAUUAUACCUAACUGAUUAUAGACAUAAAAGAUCGAAUACAAAGAAUGUUGUAGAUCGUCACCAUUCAGAAAUUUUUUAAUUAGAGGAAUUACUUAAAAAUCAAUAUCAUAACUAUUGGAAACUAGAAAAAUCUUUGUCACGUAUGUAAAUCUGGAUAUUCGACAACUAAAUAAAAUAGAAAAACAAACAUUUUCAAUGUUCAUCAUCAACUCCAAUCUUUAAAUGGCAAUAAAAAAAUUUCCUGCCCCGUUAGCAUAGAGUUAUUGAUAAUUGCACUCUGUAAGUCGUUAUUAUCCUUUUUUGAUAUAUGUGUGGUCUUUAAGGGAUGCCAGAUUGACAUCUUUGAAACUACAGAUACGUUUCCUCGUAUUUGUUCACUGACUAUAACAGUAAAAAAAUCUUAUAGCCGAUUUAUAAAAAAUAGGGCAGUGUCGAGAAGUAUUGACACUAAAAAAAUAGUGAAAGGAAGGGAGUGACUUUUUAAAGGGAAAAAACUGUUUAUUUUCUAUAGAAAAAAAGUUAAAUACCAAAGUUGUAGGUAUUAUAAAGAUCUAAAACUUUUUUAAGUUUACUUUUUUUACAUAAUCUCAAACAACCAAGAUAUUGGUUUUUUAUUUUUAUUAUUUUCGAUAUUAAGUCAAAAUAUGGUAAAAAAAUAUAAUAUAAAAAAAUUACACUUUGUUUUGUGCACAAAAAGGUAGCUUUUCACCGAAUUCCGACAGAAAUAUUUUUUAAGAUGAAAAUAAAAAACCAAAAAGAUGGUUAUAAUAAAUUUUGAGGUUAUGUGAAAAAAUUCUAAAUGCAAAAGCUGUAGAUCUAUCUUACCUACAGCUUUGCUACUUACCUUGCUUGAGUGAAUGAAUAUGAAAUCUAAAAUCUUUUUUCUUGCUAGCUAGUUGCUCCUAUUUUGCCAGAAAAAAAGAUUCAACCCCCAGUCCUUUUUGUGAAAGCCUGUGAGCGGUGUCUUGGUAACAUGUAAUUCGUGUUUUAUAGUAAAACGACGAUAAUGAUAUCGCCUUCAAGGCGUGAAAAGUCGUUUGUAAAUGGAAACAGGCUACUCGGUGAAAAUCUGUAAUUUUUUGUGUGAUAUUUUCUUCCAUCUACAUCUAUUUUUAAGUAUUUGCCCUUGUUGACUUCGCGACUGGAAUUGAGAUCGUUGCACAUGCUCUCUUUAAUAGUGUCCAAAACAUUUCUACACUCAUCUUUUCCCUUAAAAUUGUUUUCCAAAACUUCGUCAAUCGAUUUAUUAGUCACAACUCGGAUAUUUCUUUAAUUUCUAAUUUCUUAGUCAUUUUGAUAUAUUAAUGCAUCUGAAUGUUCUUGGUUUUAGAUCUCUUGUGUUUUAAAAUUAGUUUUUUUUUUAAUAAUUUUUGGAAGAAAGAUAAAAUUUGACGUUUCUUUAAUUUUAAAAAAUCUAAUUUUAAAACAGAAGAGAACUAAAAUCAAGAACAUUUAGCUGCAUUAAUGAUCAGAUAUUUCUAGUGUAUUUUGAAAAAAUAAAUAUUCUUACCGAGUAAGUAUUUUUAGUUAAAGCAACUGUUACGCUUUUGAUUAACUUGAUUCGACACAUAAUAUAGCUGCUAUUGUAAAUCUUUUGAAGCCCAAAACGUUUAAAAAUAUUAUUUUUUCUUCCGUAAACGUUAUGAAACAUUUGCAUCUACGUUUAUUUUUAUACAAUGACAUCAUUUUUUUUUCUAACCAAUUUUAAAUUAUUUGUUUUAUUGACAGGUCUAUAUGUCUUGUUUAAAUUCCAUAACUUAACUUUGUAUAGUUUUCGUGUCCAAAGUAUUUAAAGUCGAUGUAGAUUUUCACCUCUUUGAUACGUAAAAAAGUUUUCAUUUUCUCACCAUUUGGUAUUCAAACCCCUAAAGAACAAAAUCUUCUGUUUUUCCAUUGUUAUUAAAGAGUCGAAAACUACUUGUUAUGAUGUUUACUGUGUAAAAUAAAGAUAAGAGAUAAAAUAAUCAACAUUUUUCUUCAUAUUCUGCAUUAUUAAGAUAUAUAAAUUGGUUACAUUGAAUUGUACAAACUUGUUAAAAUACUUGAAGUAAUAGGUUAAAAAUAACUGUGAUAAUCACAUUAUUAUGCUACAACUUUUAUUUAUAUCAAUUCAAUAAAACACUCUAGUUUUAAA
This is a messenger RNA of Diorhabda sublineata, 5845 nucleotides long. RefSeq names its product vacuolar fusion protein MON1 homolog A (gene Mon1). The transcript has 4 exons. The record is from RefSeq and is a predicted model, not a curated record. Bases 156 to 1601 code for a protein of 481 amino acids. Lineage: Eukaryota; Metazoa; Arthropoda; Insecta; Coleoptera; Chrysomelidae. Gene Ontology annotation, biological process: endosome to lysosome transport via multivesicular body sorting pathway; protein targeting to vacuole.